UUUAUUCCGGUCUAAAUGCUGUCCAACUCAGUUCUAAGAUUCUGCGGAUCUCAGUCGUAGACUUCGUCAUGCCGGUCUGCAGGACUUCCUGAGAUUCUGUUUCGGUCCCCAGCUCCUGCGUUUGGGGGAGACCAGACCUCGGCUCCGCCGGGGCCGUGCCGGGUGGUCUGCCACCCGGCGUCCCUGACCAAGCCCUAUGAGUGAUCUGCCUGCCUUCAGGUCCACUCGAGGGAACCAACGUCUGGGACCCGUCCACGCACAAAGCCAGUGUCUGUGAAAAUUGCUCCAGAAAAAGAAAGGAUGCCGCUUUUCUUCCGGAAGCGGAAACCUAGUGAAGAGGCUCGGAAGCGCCUGGAGUACCAGAUGUGUGUGGCAAAAGAAGCCGGGGCAGAUGACAUUCUCGACAUCUCUAAAUGUGAGCUCUCAGAGAUUCCGUUUGGGGCUUUUGCAACAUGCAAAGUUUUACAGAAGAAGGUGUUGAUCGUCCACACAAAUCACCUCACUUCCCUGCUUCCUAAAUCCUGCAGCCUUCUGAGUCUGGCAACCAUCAAGGUUCUGGAUCUUCACGAUAAUCAGCUGACAGCCCUUCCUGACGAUAUCGGGCAGCUGACAGCACUGCAGGUAUUGAACCUGGAAAGGAAUCAACUGACUUAUCUCCCACGUUCCAUCAGAAACCUCACCCAACUCCAGACCCUCAGUGUGAAAGACAACAAGCUGAAGGAGCUCCCAGACUCCUUGGGGGAACUUCGAAGCUUGCGGACUCUUGACAUCAGUGAAAACGAGAUUCAGAGACUGCCGCAGAUGUUGGCACAUGCUAGAACCCUGGAGACCCUGAGCCUGGAUGCCUCGUCAAUGGCUUACCCCCCACCGGAGGUGUGUGGCGCUGGCACCGAGGCCAUUCAGCGGUUCCUCUGCAAAGAGUCAGGGCUGGAAUACUACCCCCCUUCUCAGUACCUGCUGCCAGUCCUGGAGCAAGAAGGAGCCGAGAACUCCCAGGACAGCCCCGACGGGCCCUCGGACAGAUUCUCCAGGGAGGAGGUGGAGUGGCAGAAUAGGUUCUCGGACUAUGAGAAGAGGAAGGAACAGAAGAUGCUGGAGAAACUCGAGUUUGAACGGCGCCUGGAACUCGGGCACCGAGAGCACGCCCAGCUCCUCCAGCAGAACAGCUAUCAGAAGGACGAGAUCCUUCAGAUGGUCAAGGAGGAGCAGUCCCGGCUGGAGCAGGGCCUGAGCGAGCGCCAGCGCUCCCUGGAUGCAGAGCGCCAGCAGCUGCAGGAGCAGCUCAAGCAGACGGAGCAGAACAUCUCCAACCGCAUCCAGAAACUCCUGCAGGAGAAUCACAGGCAAAAGAAAAGUUCUGAGAUUUUGAAGUCGCUGGAAAAUGAAAGAAUAAGAAUGGAACAGUUGAUGUCCAUAACCCAGGAGGAGACAGAGAACCUGCGGAGACGUGAGAUUGCCUCUGCCAUGCAGCAGAUGCUGACCGAGAGCUGUAAGAACCGGCUCAUCCAGACGGCCUAUGAGUCUCAGAGGCAGAACUUGGUCCAGCAGGCCUAUUCCAGCAUGGCCGAAAUGGAUGAACGGUUCCAGCAGAUUCUGUCAUGGCAGCAGAUGGAUCAGAACAAAGCCAUCAGCCAGAUCCUGCAGGAGAGCGCCAUGCAGAAGGCCGCGUUUGAGGCUCUCCAGGUGAAGAAGGACCUGAUGCAUCGGCAGAUCAGGAACCAGAUUAAAUUAAUAGAAACUGAGUUAUUGCAGCUGACACAGCUGGAGUUAAAGAGGAAAUCCCUGGACACAGAGGCACUGCAGGCAGGGCAGGUCUCCUCUGUGGCCAUGAUGCUGGAUGAUGCCCCAGCUCCAGAAGGAGCCAGGGAGCUGAGCCCAGCACAGGCCAAGGAGAUGAUCUCGGAGCAGCGCCGGGCCCUCAGCAACCUGCUCCAGCAGCUGCUGAAGGAGAAGACGCGCCGAGAGGAGGAACUCCGGGAAAUCCUGACGGAGUUAGAAGCAAAAAGUGAAACCAAGCAGGAAAAUUACUGGCUGAUUCAGUACCAAAGGCUUUUGAACCAGAAGCCCUUGUCCUUGAAGCUGCAGGAGGAAGGUGUGGAGCACCAGCUGGCAGCCCUCCUGGUGGAGCUGGCAGCCGAGCACUACCUGCCAAUCUUCGCCCACCACCGCAUCUCCCUGGACAUGCUGAGCCGGAUGAGCCCCAGGGACCUGGCCCAGGUAGGCGUCUCAGAGGCUGGCCUGCAGCACGAGAUCCUACGCAGAGUCCAGGAGCUGCUGGACGCGGCCAGGAUCCAGCCAGAGCUGCUGAAACUACCCAAGGGAGAGGUCCUCGGGGCCCCGACGCCCCCUACUGCCCCCAAGGAGCUCCCUGAGUCAGUGAGGCCUUCUGCUCCCCCUGCAGAGCUGGACGUGCAGACCUCAGAAUGUGUCGUGUGCCUGGAACGGGAGGCCCAGAUGAUCUUCCUCAACUGCGGCCACGUGUGUUGCUGCCAGGAGUGCUGCCAGCCACUCCGUACCUGCCCACUCUGCCGCCAGGAGAUCGCCCAGUGCCUCCGGAUCUACCACAGCAGUUGAGCCCUGGCUGCCAGCCCCAGGCCCAGACCACCUCUACUGCCUGGAGGCCCAGGUCUCCGGCUCACCGCCUGCUCUGGACAGACUAGUCCGGCCCCCUCUGUCCUGGGCCCUUUCCCACCACGGCCUGGAAGGGUACCCCCCACCCUAGGUCUCUAGGCACUCUGGGCCGGCAGGACAAGGACAGCUAGUGUUCCUGACUGAUGACGUAGCUGGUCUAAUACUGUGGAGGAAGAGAGAGGACCCCUCGGCACAACCACAGGAUCUGGGGCAUGCAGACGGCUACCCUGCCGUCUGAGUGCGGGACUGAGCAUCCUGGCCAGCGUGCCUCUGGGGUACACGGGCAGUGCCAUCCCACUCAGCAGAGUGGUAGGUGUGCAGGAGGGCCCUAGCCAAGGGGUGGGGAAGCCACGGAUGGAGCUCUGGUCGCAGCGGUGUGACUGACCACAGUGGGGUGUCCUCAGAGUGGCUGCUGUGUGUUAGGCCUUGUCCGUCCCUGCCUCCCCCUCUCCUGUUCCCCAGCGCUCUGGGCCCCUCUGCUCUCCGGAUCUGUACCUCCUCGCCCUGUGCAGUUCACAGGCAGGCAAUGAGCUCGGCAGCAGGGAUGUCAAUAAAUUAACCCCAGCCUGC
This is a messenger RNA of Manis pentadactyla (Chinese pangolin), 3201 nucleotides long. RefSeq names its product leucine rich repeat and sterile alpha motif containing 1 (gene LRSAM1). Gene Ontology annotation, molecular function: protein binding. Lineage: Eukaryota; Metazoa; Chordata; Mammalia; Pholidota; Manidae. The transcript has 26 exons. The record is from RefSeq and is a predicted model, not a curated record. Bases 301 to 2574 code for a protein of 757 amino acids.